This is a messenger RNA of Ceutorhynchus assimilis (cabbage seed weevil), 4498 nucleotides long. NCBI's taxonomy places the organism in Eukaryota, Metazoa, Arthropoda, Insecta, Coleoptera, Curculionidae. The record is from the annotation of a GenBank genome assembly.
CCCAUUAAAAAAAAAACACUGUUUAAAACAUGUUUUAAACUGUUUAAAACAAAUGUGUUUAAAACACUAUACUCUGUUUAAAACAAAUGUUUAAAUCAUUUUGUUUUAAACAUAACAACCCUGCAGUACAUGCGUUAUCGCUGAAUGUGUUUCAACUUCAUAAUUUUCUAAGCGACAAAAACUUUCCUGUUAAGUGCCGCAGGUACCAUAUGUUUUUUUUCUCAUCAGCAUACAUAUACGCGCAUAUAAUUGAGGUGUAAUUGAAAUUGGACAAUUUAUUUUUGAGAAGAAAAAUAACGUCAGCUGAAAAAAUAUGCCACAAAUAACAACGAUACUCAAAGGACAGCUUUUCAUACACGUUAUUAUUAUAAACUAUGCACUUUUAGUCGCCAGAGAACUGAUGUUUCAAUGACAAAGCUAAAAACAAAAAUAACCAUAUAAAGGAAGUGAAAUUUUAUUAUCAAGCUGGGCCAAUGACUCCUUUUUAUGAUUUUAUGAUGGCGCUGCUCCCGCACAGCGAUUAUUAAGCAAUACCACAAAUAAAUGAAGAGAACAGGCAGCUGCCUGAAACGGGGUAUGGAUUUGCCCGGGCCAUCAGUCACUGCGAACAAAUUUGUGUUGCUGGAAACAGUGCAAUUAUGAAUAAAGAUCUUUUAAUUAGUGAAGUUUAUCGAAAUCCGCCAAUUUGGGAUCAGCGACUUAAGUCGCAUUAUAAUAGAUAUGUAAUGGAUAAGUGUUGGGCAGCGGUUGCAACUAAUUGCAAAGUAACCGCUGCAGCAGCUAGGAAGACUUGGACGAUACUGAGAAAGCAGUUUAAACGACAUUUUGAUAAACUGCCGGUUUCCCGUUCUGGAGGCGAACCACCUGAAAAUAAUGUGAAAUGGCAAUAUUUCAAAAGUUUAUUGUUUUUGAAAGAAAUUUUUGAAAAAAGACCUGCAACUGUGAAUUUGAGCGAUGCUGACAAUGAUAUAUCGGUAGCUCCUACGCCGUCUUCCUUUACAUCAAGUGCUGGGUGUUCUUCUGAAGCUACCAGUCAUAUUCCCUCCUCUUCAAUUAAAGUAUUACUCGAUGCAAGGAGGGCUGAUAAUCUAGGGUACAGAAAACAUUCACGUCGGAUUCAGAUCGUGGGAAAAAAUUUAAUGGGUAUAGAAAAAGGGCAAAUUGAAAUGAUAAAGGCAAAAGUCGUCUCGAAUACAGAUCUCAAUGAUGAAGAUGCAGCCUUCUUUGCUUCUCUAUUGCCUCACAUCAAAAAAUUAUCACCUGCUAAGAAGUUAGAAUUUAGAACAAGGAUUCAAAGAUUAGUUGUAGAAAGCGUUUAUAAGGUGAAAAUAGAAUAGAGUAGAGACAUUUCAAAUUUAACAUUACUCUCUAGAGAACCUUCAUUUCCCAUGGCGUCAUUUCCUAAAACACAUUCUCUAGAAAGGUCCAACUUUGAUUAUACGACUUUUGAUUACGACUAUAUUUCUUCAAAUCACAAAACACUAAAACUCAAUUCACUUAUGACUUAUUGAAAUUGAAACGUACCCGACAAGUAUUGAAUUAAAACUGAAUCCCAUUUAAUACUACUACAUGCUAUUUAUAGCAGACAUUGUACUCGGGAUUUACCUAUACAUAUAAUGGAAUUCCCAGAAAGACGCGCUGCCUGACGUAAACAAUAAUUUUCUCAGAACCCUGGCGCCGGGCUGUCGAUGCAUUGUUGUGCUAUUUCGCUAUAUAUUUCAUAACGGCGAGUGUCCAUUCACGGCGUUGUGAGCGUCAAUGAACGUCAAGCAGCGCGGCGAGAUUAACUACUUCACUGUGUUUUUACACCUAUUGAAAAAAACUCAAAAUUAUUUGUUUGUAGUAUUAAAAAUAGAACUUAAAGUAUUCAAUUGGAAAAUGAAUAGGAGGAAUGAGAGGAACAUGUUGAAAAUUAAAUUGAAUAAAAAAUCACAGAAAAAACAACUGGAUAAGAAAGCAAGGAACUCUGAAUUGAAGAAUAGGAAAGUUGAACAUAUUCGGAGAGCCAUGGACAGAGAAUUAGAAUAAACUGAAAGAAAUAAUGCUUGGAGAAAAGUUGAAAUAUCAAAAAAUUCAUGCAGCCACCGUUGGAAUGGAAGAUUAAAUUGAAAAUAGAUGUGAUGUAAGGCACCCUGGGUCGUGAGAGGGUAUCCACAAAAGAACUUAUUUUAUUGUGAUAAGAUGUAGGUACGCACCAGUGAAAAAAAUUGAACCUUGAGGAUUCUGCUCUCAGUUAAAAACUAAAAGAGGAAGUUAAUAAGUUUAUCUAGCGGCUGGGAGAGGCGUAUUAUUAGACUAAGAGCCGGUUUAUUCACCUUCUGAUAAACUGUCAGGCAGGCAAUCUGACGGAUAAAAACGCAAGCUGUAAUCCCAUUGGUCGGUCAGUUAUUCGCUGACCAAUGGAAUUAUAGAACGAUAAAUUUAUUUUGCAGAUAGUUACCAGUUAUAAGUUUAUCUGAAGAUUAAUAAAUCACUUUAUGGAUUAAAGCAAGCACAAAAUUGUUCGAAUGAAGAACUCAAUAAAUGUUCAAUUGACAUGGGUUUCAGAAGAUAGGAUAGUCAUAAUUGUUUGUAUAUUAAAGGCAUUGAGAUCGAAGACUUUGUGAAGAAAGUUUUUAAAAAUGAUCUAAACUGAUAAUAAGAAAAAUUAUUUGAACAAAAAGGAAAAUCUAGAAGUCUUAUAUUUUAUUUAUUCCUUUUUGUUAACAUUCGUUCCCAAUACAUAGGUAUAUUAAUGAGAAAAAAAACAGGUUUAAAAGAGAUUCACACGAUAAGAAAGGUAUUCAGAUAUGACAUGUCCUUUAAUUUUGUUGUUUCUAGAAAAUAACAAUAUCCUUUGCAUUUGGUACGUUUCAACUUGUUCAUUGUGUUUCUAUUUAGGUUUAAAUAUAUUCUGUGGAAAGUCGUUAGGUUUAGAUUAGCUUAGUUUGUCUUGUAAGACGGCAUAAUUAUUGCUUACUUUGUUUAUAAUAGAAAUGUAUGAAUUGCGCCCUGUAGGUUCUAGCUUCAAAUUUUUGCAUAUUUUUUCACCCUAAGUAAUUAUUUCCGUUAUUUUCAGUUUAUAAUAUAUAGGUAUUCAUGUAGUAUAAAAGCUAUAAAACAUAAACUCGUGUUGCUCAUAACUUUCUUCCGCAUACUAGAUAAAUAUAAAAAUAAUUUUAAUCUGUGUCUUCUCUUUUAAAGUUGCACCUAAUUAAUUUAUUCUGUGUAUUUUCUUUUAAAGUUGCACCUAAUUAACGUAUGUCGGUAUUUGUUUUUAUUUUGAAUAAUGUAGAACUGUCCAAAAUAAUAAAUUUUAUGUAAAUGUUUUUUAGAAAAAUGUUUGUGUGAUGAUGGUUAAUAAAACCGAAACAUAGCAAAUUACAAACUAGUGUUUUCAUUGCAUGACCGAUUCCCAGGAUAAAAAAAAAGAUUUAAAUAAAACAUAAAACCACAUUAGCACGAUAAUACGCACAGUUCAGUAGACCCACAUUAUUGUGGUUUUAGUGCAAUUAAAACACAUCAACUUGAGCCUACCAGACUAGACUACAAAAGAUUUUCAAGUCUCAUUUUUAAAUUGCUUGCUUGAAUAAUGAAACCUCAUAACUUAAAAGGUUAAUGAUUUCUUACAUAUUAAGCUCAAUUUAUAAACUUGCCGUCCGGAUUCCGUUUGCGUUUGCGUCGUCCUCGCUGGUUACCGUUGUCUCUAUGCUGACAGCAAACUGUGAGGCCGACGGCGAGUAUAAACGAUCUUAUGGGAAUUCUAACAUUCAAUUGGUAACGGCGUGCUCGACGCAAACGCAAACGGAAUCUCGACGGCGAGUUUAUAAAUUGGGCUUUAUUGUUACCUACCACAUUUUGUAAUAAUGGAACAAAGCUUCUUUUCACACGCCUUAUUGAAAAAUACACAGAUCACAUCUUCAAAUAAAUAUCUUCUUGAAACUCUGGGUAUAUCUUCGAUACCUUUAUAAACCAAAUAUUGAUCUAUUUCUGGCAUAUAUCUAUAUAAAUUUGGUAACAGUGGAGCUUCUUCAAUGUUGGCUAAUAUAUCUUCAAAAUAUUUUGGUGUUAUCACAGUCUUUUUGUUUAUAAGAUAUUUGAAAAUUGAUUGUUCUUCAAGCGAAUCUAAUGUUACUUUUUCUAUUACAUAAUGUGAGCAGCAUGCGUUGAAUUUUUCAACAAUUUUAAUAUUCAGGCAUUUUAAAGUGUUUAUCAAAGAUGUUCUAAUGCAUUUUUGCAUUUGUUUGUCCAGUUGAACCUCAAAUGUGUCAUUAAGAAACCUAAAAUGACUAUUGAGGAAAGUAGAUCAAAAAUAUUAAAUAAAUCCCUUACGCAUAUUUACAGGAAGUGUUAGCCCCAAAUGUUACAACAUCUCCAUUACGUAAUUUGAAAGGGCCCUUUAUUUUUCGCCCAUUCACCCUAGUGCCAAAUUUUGUAUCCAAAUCUUCAAUUGUGGCCUCAUCAUUCUGUGAAAUAAACUCCAUAAAAUAGAAGCUAAGACAAAAUUUCAAAGGUGCCG